UGCUGCCGGAAAUUACGUCAGUGCAGACCAUAACAUGGCGUCUGGAAUGGCUGUGAGGGCUGCAGGAAAACACAAUGUUGGAAUCCGGUCGGAGAGCGGGCUGAUUUAGAGGCGCGGGCGGGCUGAAGGGUGACCGGGGGCGAUGAGGGUUCGGGCGGAGCCGGUGUGAGGCAGCGCGCCGCUCCAUGUCGGAGGGACCCCGGGCUGCGUGGUCGAAGCGGGGCUGCGCGGAGUCCCACCGCCGAGGACUGAGGGAUACAAAUAUCUAAGCUUUCUCCCAAUUCCUCAGACCUUGUCCCAACAAUCAGCAGCCAUGGACUCCUCUAAGCAGCUGUCCAGCAUUCUGAAAAUAGCAGGGGAAGCACAAGCAAAGGAAAUGUGAGCGGCCCCUCAGCACGCUGUCAGCGAAGCCGUCGAUCGGCCAGGAGGCCGCCAAAAGGUGAAUACCUUCAGAAAAGAGUAAUUUUUCUCUGCGGACACAAGGGGCACUGUCCUCUGAUUGGCUCGGACACCCUCCUGUGACAUGCCCGUGGCCAAUCAGAGUAGGUGCCUGAUGGCGGGAGAUGUAGAGGUGUACCUUUCGCAGGUACAUGAUGGGAGCGUGUCCUCGGGCUUCCGAGCCCUGUACGAGGAACGCCUGCUGCUGGAUGUCACACUGCUGAUAGAAGAGCACCACUUCCAGGCGCACAAGGCCCUGCUGGCCACGCAGAGUGACUACUUUCGGGUCAUGUUCACGGCAGACAUGCGGGAGCGAGACCAGGACAAGAUCCACAUGAAGGGGCUGACGGCAGCCGGGUUCGGUCAUGUUCUCCGCUUCAUGUACUACGGCUCCCUGGAGCUGAGCAUGCCUACGGUGCAGGAGAUCCUACAGGCCGCCAUGUAUGUACAACUCACUGAGGCCGUGGAGUUCUGCUGCUCCUUCCUUCUGGCUAAGAUCUGCCUGGAGAACUGUGCCGAGGUCAUGCGUCUGCUGGAUGACUUCAGCGUGGGUGUGGAGGGCGUGCAGGAGCAGCUGGAUGCCUUUCUGCUGGAGAACUUUGUGCCACUGAUGAGUCGACCUGACUUUCUGUCCUACCUGAGCCUGGAGAAGCUGAUGGCGUACCUGGACAGUGACCAGCUCAGCCGGUUUCCUGAGAUAGAGCUGUACGAGGCUGUGCAGUCCUGGUUACGGCACGACCGGCGUCGCUGGAGACACACGGACGCUGUGGUACAGAACCUGCGCUUCUGCCUCAUGACCCCCACACAAGUGUUUGAAAAGGUGAAGACCUCUGAGUUUUAUCGUUACUCCCGCCAGUUGAGGCAAGAUGUGGACCAGGCGCUGAACUACUUUCAUGCUGUGAACGAGCAGCCGUUGGCUGAAACCAAGGCGAACCGUAUCCGGUCGGUACGGCCGCAGACAGCCGUAUUUCGGGGCAUGAUCGGCCACAGCAUGGUGAACAGCAAGAUCCUGCUUCUGCAUCGACCAAAAGUGUGGUGGGAACUGGAGGGUCCGCAGGUGCCUCUUCGCCCAGACUGCUUGGCUAUUGUCAACAACUUCGCUUUUCUGCUGGGAGGGGAGGAGCUUGGACCGGAUGGAGAGUUUCACGCCUCGUCCAAGGUGUACCGAUAUGACCCCAGGCAAAACUCCUGGCUAAGGAUGGCUGACAUGUCUGUGCCGAGAUCGGAGUUUGCUGUUGGUGUUAUUGGAAAGUUCAUUUACGCUGUGGCAGGUCGCACACGGGACGAAACGUUUUACUCCACGGAGCGUUAUGACAUUGCGGAGGACAAGUGGGAAUUUGUUGACCCGUAUCCAGUCAACAAGUACGGUCAUGAAGGCACAGUACUGAACGGCAAACUCUACAUCACUGGCGGCAUCACCUCGUCCUCCACCUCCAAACAGGUGUGUGUUUUUGACCCUGGGCGUGAAGGGGCAUCUGAGCACCGUACACGCCGAACUCCCAUCAACUGCUGGGAAAACAAAUCCAAGAUGAACUACGCUCGCUGCUUCCACAAAAUGAUCUCCCACAAUGGGAAGCUUUAUGUGUUUGGCGGAGUGUGCGUUAUUCUGCGAGCGUCAUUCGAGUCGCAGGGCUGUCCGUCAACGGAAGUGUACAAUCCGGAAACGGAUGAGUGGACCAUCCUGGCAUCCAUGCCUAUCGGCCGUAGUGGCCACGGAGUGGCGGUCCUGGACAAACAGAUCAUGGUGCUGGGUGGACUUUGCUACAAUGGCCAUUACAGCGACUCAAUACUGACCUUUGAUCCUGAGGAGAACAAGUGGAAGGAGGACGAGUAUCCCAGAAUGCCUUGCAAACUGGACGGUCUGCAGGUGUGCAGCUUACACUUCCCAGAGUACGUACUCGAACAUGUCAGACGCUGCAGCUGAGGGUGCGUUUUGCUAUGUGAUGGUCAAAAAGGGGAAAAAAAAGAAAAAGUUUACAGAUGUGAAAAUAGUACUAAAAUACUGAAUUACUGAUGCUUUUUAAAAAAACAGUAGGCCAGUUGCUUAUGUAAGAACAAAACCACAAAAAACAUACUUUUUAGGUCUUAUUGGUAGAAUGGGGUGGGUUAAUACUGGUGGUUAAGCUGAACAUUUUGCCCCCUGUUAGCUUUCUCAUUUAAAGGGGACGCAAACAAUGAAAGUUCCUGUGAGUUUAUGAUGAUUUUGGCUCCUAAAUCAGUCAGUUCUAUACUCGUAAUGUCCUAUAUGACCAUUUCCACCAUGUAGUUUGUUGUGAAGUCAUGCAGUUUCCCUUGUCUUCUGUUCUAAUGGUGUUUGAGGAAGUGCACUGUACAGGUAUGAUUGUGUUCAUACGGCUAAGGCAGAUUUCGGAACUGAACAUCUGAAACUGGGAUCAGGCUCUUGCUGUAAAUCUCAUAAAGAAAACCAAGUCAGCUUAUUAUAUUUUUCCUCUUUAAAGGGGAACUACACCAAUUUUGCAAGAUUUCUGUGUAAUUCAGGGGCUGAGACGGUCAUUUGGAGUGGGUUAGGUUUGAAACGUUUUUUUUUGUGGUGGUGGUGGUGAUAGGAACCUGGAGCACCAUGACAAAAACACAAAUAUGGCCAUUUUAUUGGGUGUCCAUAGCCACCAGUGAACCUACAUAUGUCUUAUAAAUGUGAUUUAUAUGAUGCUGAGAAGGUUAAACAGCAACUCUCAAAAGCCUUUCAAAACUAUGGUAAAACAGUGUCUUAGACAUUCACAGAUAUUCAUUACCAUUGGUUUAAAAAACUUUUGGUGAGGUAACUUUUAGACUCCAUUCACCACCACAUCAAACAGUUUUAGCUCCAUGUUUUUUCUUUCUUUCGUUUCACACCAAACUCUCUCUGAACGAAUUAAUUUACAUUAUGCAGAAAUUGUCCUUUAACAAGCCUUCUUAAGCGCAUUCCCCUUGACGUUAGCGAUGUGAAGAGCCUUGGGUUAUGAGAAAAAAAUUCUGCUAAUGCUUAUGAUUUUAACACUAACGAUGAUACUGACAAAUGUUGCACUCUAAAGGGCGUUUCUUGCCGCUCUGCAAUAACACUGGUCCGAUGGAGCAGAGUAAAGGGGAUAUGUGGAUAUGUGUAUGUAUCUCCUUUCCAAAUCUCUGCCAACUAUAUUUAUGCUGUAUUGCUGUUUAAUUUAUUAAAAAAUCUGGUGGGGGACUCUCCUGGAUCCCACCAGGACGAACCAGCUGCUGUUUUCAUUUGUCUUGCUCAUAUUGUGUUCCAUGAGCAAAAGGGCUAAAGCACAUAUGCAUUUCUUUUUUUAUUAUUUUGUUAUUAUUUUUUGGCCAAACUCUUGUCAAGAAAAUGUCUUGGUUUAAUGUUUAAUGAAAGAUCUUUUUAAAGGUACAUUUCAUGAAGAGUCUGUAUUUGACACCAUGAUGCCAUGUAAUUAAUCAGCUCAAUUUAAACAGAAUACUGUUAUUGCGAGAAUAUAACUACCUCUUUUGAUUAGAAUACAUGCAACAGUAUCUCGCAUGUGGUUCAAAAUCCAUCUGCAUUAUAACCAAUAUCAUGAAAUGGGUUUCAUAAUAUUAGGGAUGCACAUUGACUGUGGUAUCAUUAAAAAAUGGUAAAAAAAGUAUUUGUGACUAAUGUCUGUAUUGGACCAGUAUUUGUAUGCAGAUAUUUGAUGUGCGUUAACUAAACUCAACUACUGCACUAAAUAUCUGCAUCUUGUGCAUAACAACUGUUCCAAUUUUCUGUAAUGUUGAUCCAGUUAAUUCUAUUGCUAUUUUGUACAUUUUAUGCAACAUUUAUAUACAGAAAUCCUUUUCAGUUACAGUAAUGUGCAACAGGACUCUAAGGCACUGAUAAAAUGGUUUAAAAGUUAGCAGUUAUUGUGCUUCUACUGUAUUUACAAGUUUUAUAUAACAUCAUAAUAAACUUAAAUAAAUAUUCAAUAUCAGCUGUCAAAAUUAGAUUUUGGUUAGAAAAACACAAGUUUGGUCACUAUAUGAGUUCGUUCAGUUUCACCAGCAACUCACCUAAAUAGAUUAAUCAGGGGCUGAUUUACAGACCAUAUCAGUGCAUCCCAGUAUAGAUGCAGGUGUCAGCUGAUUCAUGUGCUUGGUUGGAGCACUGUUUAUAUAUUACAGCCUUGUGCAGUAUCAGUAUUGUGAAGUAAUAAACUGUUAAUAGCCAGUAUAUGUUACAUGUGACUUUUUAGACUUAGUAAACUCUGUAACUAUACCCAUGAACAGUCUAUAAAACAAGAAAGUCAUAAUCACAACAUGCAGUUUUGAAUGCUUGCAACAUGCACUGCUGUUCAAAUGAGUGGACAAAAUUUAUAAUUGCUAAUCAGUUAUAACUUAUACAGUGUAUAUCGAUUGUUAGAAACUAGGCACCGAAUUGUAAGCCAGUAGAUGAUUAAAUUAUAAGUUUAGUGAAAAAUAACAUAUCCUUUCACAAUAAGCAUAAUUAUGUUUAUAAUAACAGAUUCUUGUCAUAAAACUUCCAGUCUAAAUCCAUUCAUGAUGCAGCAACAUUCUCCGUUAAAUAUUUAAAAACUGCCUUGUUUUUGCAGCUUACUAGACACAGUUUAAAACGUAUAAAGCCUGAUUUCCCAGAUAGGAAUUAGGCCUAGUACUGGACUAUACUGCACUCUAAAUGGGGAUUCCUAAUACAAAGAAAAAAAUGUCUGUUUAAGAAAUCGUCCCAUACAGUAUAAGCCUCAAUCAUUCAUAUUUUUGAUCAUGUAUCUGCAACUAAUUUAUUUUUUUGUGAUUUCAAACAAAGUAUUAUACAGACAAAUGAGUCAUUUUACUGUUCAGUUCAUCCUUAUUGAAUUCAUGAGCUCAUAAAAUGGUGUAUUCUCCAUGGCAUGUACCUUUAACAGGCUUUGUGCUGCAUUUGACGCUUGUUCUUAUCUAAUAGCACUUAAAUCCCAUGUUUUAUGCUAUGCUUCAGUCCUGCCCACCCCCUAUUCUUUGGCUGUGUAUUGACCUUAUAUGGGACUGGUUUAAUCUUCCUCAAAUACUGACUCAUAACCUCAUGUCUCUGUCUUGUGGGUCACUGUGUUUUCUUUUCCUGCAGCCCGUCUCAAUGCCAUGUACAUAUAGAUACCAAACCGCUGUCUCCGAGAGGUUUUCUACUGUGCAGGUGAAGGUGUGCUGCUCUGGUGCGCAGGUGUAUCACAAUUAGAGUUUUUAAACCUCGUCACAUUUAUCCCCCCGCAGAACAAGGCGAGUGAACUAAUCGAGUUUAAUAAUCCAUAGCCCUAUAUCUUAAUUGUACUUGAGCGUAAUCAGAUUGCUAACGUAUUUAUCGUAAUCUGAUGGAUUUACUGCUAUUUGGAGACUUUGUAACUUCUUUCCUGAAAUAAAUGUUCAUAUUGUU
Messenger RNA from Astyanax mexicanus (Mexican tetra), 5797 nucleotides. RefSeq names its product kelch-like family member 15 (gene klhl15). Gene Ontology annotation, cellular component: nucleus; Cul3-RING ubiquitin ligase complex. The coding region runs from base 524 to 2362 and encodes 612 amino acids. The transcript has 7 exons. Gene Ontology annotation, molecular function: protein binding. Gene Ontology annotation, biological process: protein ubiquitination; nuclear protein quality control by the ubiquitin-proteasome system. The record is from RefSeq and is a predicted model, not a curated record. NCBI's taxonomy places the organism in Eukaryota, Metazoa, Chordata, Actinopteri, Characiformes, Acestrorhamphidae.